Balearica regulorum gibbericeps (East African grey crowned-crane) is the source of this 400-nucleotide messenger RNA. The record is from RefSeq and is a predicted model, not a curated record. Lineage: Eukaryota; Metazoa; Chordata; Aves; Gruiformes; Gruidae.
ACCAUACAAACUAAUUCUGCUGCUUAUCCUGUCUCUCUCAGACCGCCCUGGUAUGCUGGACUUCAAAGGCAAAGCAAAGUGGGAUGCCUGGAAUGCAUUGAAAGGAGUGUCCAAAGAAGACGCAAUGAAAGCUUACAUAGCAAAAGUGGAAGAACUAAAGGGCAAAUAUGGCAUCUGAGGACUGGAUAUAGCAGCCACUUGCACACCUGAAACAUGCCUUAUUUCUAAUACUGUGGGGAAGACUGGUUUCUGAAAAUAAUUUUAAAUACUGAGUAUAUUGUAGUCAGUUCUCCUCAUGCCUGUAGUUCAGGGGAAGUUGCGUACCUGCCUAAUGUACUGACACCUUAUAAAUUCCUUCUGGGAACAAAAUCUGGAACUCAUUAAAGUGCAUUUGGUACUU